AUGGUUGAAUCUCUUAUCCCUGCUGGUUAUACGAUUAGGCCCCUGAUGGCAGCCGACUACGACAAUGGUGUGCUGGACUGUCUUAAAGGUCUCACUACAGUUGGCGACGUGUCACGCUUGCAUUUUGAGAAGCUGCUAGCUUACUGGGAUGCCAGACGUGAUAUGUAUCACAAUAUGGUUAUUGUGGACAAUUCGGGGCUCGUUGUUGCUACAGGAACCCUUCUCGUGGAGUACAAGCUGAUCCACGCGUGUGGAAAGGUGGGCCAUAUCGAGGACAUUUCCGUGAACGAAAACCAGCAGGGCAAAAAGCUAGGAAUUGCCCUGAUUCGCUAUUUAUUGCAAGUAGCCAAGGAUCUCGGGUGUUACAAGACGAUAUUGGACUGUUCAGAGCACAACGUUGGCUUCUAUGAGAAAUGUGGGUUGAAGGUUGAGGGCAUUGAGAUGGGGUAUAGAUAUUAA
Kuraishia capsulata CBS 1993 is the source of this 459-nucleotide messenger RNA. RefSeq lists its product as uncharacterized. The transcript has a single exon. Gene Ontology annotation, cellular component: endoplasmic reticulum; Golgi apparatus; endoplasmic reticulum-Golgi intermediate compartment. NCBI's taxonomy places the organism in Eukaryota, Fungi, Ascomycota, Pichiomycetes, Pichiales, Pichiaceae. Bases 1 to 459 code for a protein of 152 amino acids. Gene Ontology annotation, biological process: UDP-N-acetylglucosamine biosynthetic process. Gene Ontology annotation, molecular function: glucosamine 6-phosphate N-acetyltransferase activity; monosaccharide binding. The record is from RefSeq and is a predicted model, not a curated record.